Messenger RNA from Branchiostoma belcheri (Belcher's lancelet), 1195 nucleotides. RefSeq names its product growth hormone secretagogue receptor type 1-like. The transcript has 3 exons. Gene Ontology annotation, cellular component: plasma membrane. Gene Ontology annotation, biological process: G protein-coupled receptor signaling pathway. Lineage: Eukaryota; Metazoa; Chordata; Leptocardii; Amphioxiformes; Branchiostomatidae. Gene Ontology annotation, molecular function: G protein-coupled receptor activity. The coding region runs from base 29 to 1195 and encodes 388 amino acids. The record is from RefSeq and is a predicted model, not a curated record.
UGCUACGCUAGAUCUUCUAAACGAAUGGAUGAAGGCCCAUAAUUUCACCAACAAGUCAGCGAUAACGGAGAGAAUUAUAGUCCACAGAAUGAUGGAGUACGAUUUGUUCUCCACGCCGACUCUGGUGGCGGUAACGGCUGUGUGCAGCUUACUGUUUCUGGUAGGAGUGCCAGGUAACUUGUGCACGGUGUUAGUGAUUGCUAGAAGCACGGAGAUGCGGACCACCACCAACUACUACCUGGCCAGUCUUGCCUGCGCGGACCUGCUGACUUUCUUCAUCCUGCCGUUGGAGUUGUACCGGCUGUGGUGUUACUGGGACUGGGAGCUGGGAGACGCGGUGUGCCGGGGGAUGUACUUCCUGCGGGAGACCUUCACCGCCGCCUCCAUCCUGCACAUCAGCGGCUUCACGGUGGAGCGGUACAUCGCCAUUUGUCACCCUCUCCAGGCCAAGCGGCUGCUGCGGCGCGGGCGGGUGAAGGUGCUGAUCGCUGCCGCCUGGGUUCUCGCCGUCGUCCCCGCCAGUCCGGCCCUGCUCAUCUUCGGGGUAACUCGGAUCCAAACGCCGCGGGGGUUCGAGUGCGGGGUGGUGAAUAAGGAGCUAGGUUCUGUCAUGUCAUUGGUGUCCACAAGCUUCUUCUUCGUUCCCAUGAUCCUCCUGAGUCUGUUGUACGGACUGAUGGCCUGGGCUCUGACGGACCGAGGGCACAGCCGCUUCUACCGAGGGUCGACCGAGCAGACCGAGGGAUCCAGGCGGCAGGAUAACAACCGGAGAAAGGUCAUCAGAAUGUUGGCGGUGAUUGUACUGACGUUUGUGAUACUGUGGCUGCCCCACCACGUGUCACGAGUGACGUUCAACCACGUGCGCACCUGGACGACGCAGCUGUACCAGGUGCACAACAUCGUGACGCUGCUGUCCUUCGUGCUGUUCUACCUCAGCUCAGCUGUCAACCCCAUCAUCUACAACAUGAUGUCACAGCGCUUCCGGUAUGCGCUCAAGCACUUCCUGUGCGGGAGAGACUGGCUGCGCGGCGCCCAGCUCAGCUCCAAGUCGUCUUUCCGAACGAGAUUGUCGGCAAUCUCCAGGGGACAGAGCGGUAGUGAUGGGGGUGGGGAGGAGGAGAAGGCUAGGGACGAACCACAAAUGAUUGCUAUGGUGGAGAUAAUCGGGGAUAAUGCAGACCAAUGCGAUUUGUAA